AUGCAACAAGCUAUACGAACAGUGGACAUUGGACAAGCAUACUUGAUAGCGUACGUGAAACCUCUCACAGAGACUCUUACCUCUCUAAUUCUGGCCCAGAUAUCAGAGCUGCGCGAACAUCUCGACCAGGUGCCCGUAUCGCCCGAUCCGGAUGAUGAAGUGGUGAACGAAGUACCCGGUCCAGAGCUGCUGUUUGGACGUAAUGCCCAUGCGACUAGAGAAGAGCUCCUCGCUGCUCUUCCUCCGCGGCCAGAAGCGGAUCGUCUCAUUGAUACAUUCUUCAUGUCAAUGGAAUCUCAUCCAAGUAUGCUCACUACCUCGGUUGAAGAGCGUCCACUGAUAUCUCCAGCCCUCAUCCACAAGCCAACCUUUCUCAAACAGUACAAUGAGCUGUGGACACAAUCAUCGGAAACUUCAACUAUGUGGUUGGGUGUACUCUACGCUGCACUGGCACUUGGCUUUCGUUUUCAAGCCGCGGUGAACGCUCAUCAGCUUGGCGAUACUGAACUGGCUCCUGAUCUGGCGCGGAUCAACUUCUAUCGCGAGAAGGCUGCGCAAUGUAUGAUUCUUGCAAACUACACCAAAACACCGCCAUACACGAUCGAAGCGUUCUUGUUGUAUUUUGGUACCGAAUUUCUACGCUCAACCGACAGCCAGUUCAGCAUCUACAUGCUUGUUGGCAUGCUUGUACGUCUUUGUUUCCGAAUGGGAUACCACAGGGACCCGUCGAGAUUUCCGAACAUCUCGCCCCACGAAGGUGAGCUGAGGCGUCGUAAAUGGCUCGUAGUCAUGUCGCUAGAUUUUACCACCUCUUCUCAAGCCGGACUGCCACGGACGAUCAUGCCGCAAAUGUACGAUACUCAAGAGCCCCGUAACUUGGGUGAAGACGACCUUCACGAAGACAUGCUAGAACUACCACCCUCAAGGCCCGAAACUGAGUUGACGCAACUGCUUUACUCCAUCGUUCUCACGAGGUUGCGAAGUAUGCAGGCCAGGAUUGUAGAUCUCGUCAAUGCUACCUCGCUGCCACCGUACGGAGAGAUCACGGAGAUGGACGCCACACUAAGAGAUGUCUUCGAAAAGAUACCACAAUCGCCAGCAUCGAACACCUUCGACGAUCUUAGUACCGAUUUAUCACCAGACUUCAUGCGCUACACGUAUUUGAACGUAGCCUUCUUGAAGGCCGAGCUUAUGUUGCAUCGACCCUACUUCGUACUCGGCCGAACCGAUAGCAGAUAUACAUACUCCCGCAGGGUCUGCUUGAACGCUGCUAUAGAGAUGCUUCGCUUCCAGAGCAAGCUUGACGCUGAGGUCCAACCAGGAGGUAGACUAACUUCACCAGGGUGGCGUCUCUCUACCUUGAGCUGGUACAUGUCUUCCAUCAUUGCGCAAGACUUCUUACUCGCCACUACCGUCUUGGUAGUCGAGCUUGAUGAGGAACUCAUUGCUCCCAUCCCACUGGGUUCUGAGCUUAUGGAAAGCGGGGUGCAACUGGACCAAGCGUCCCCGACGCAAGAGGAAAUCGUCACGUCGUUGCGCUCCGCUUAUCACAUCUGGAUCAGGGCUAGCAAGAGAUCGCAGGAGGCACGGAAGGUUGCUACAGCCGUGAAGCUUGUUCUCUCUAAAGUUCACGGCAGUGGUGUACAGGCUACCGAUUCGGCGCACGCGGCUCACAUAGGUGCCCAACUUGAUUUGACUUCCCCAUCCCAGAUUUUCGACACCAACAAUCUUGGAUUCGCUGUUCCCGACUCGGAUGCAUUUGACAUGGGCAAUAGUGCUUUUGGUCACCCGUUCGAUUUUGGCUUCAUGCCAAUGGAUCUGGACCAGUAUAACUUACCUCUCGAUUGGUGCAUAUGUCUUCUGCUAUGGACAUCAUUCACCCGUCCUUAUGUACUGACAUCCGUCAGCACUGUCAGUCUCGCCGCUAGCGCCUUUCAACCACACGGUGUGUCGAUGAGCAAGAUGGACCACAUAGAGGAGACCUUCUACAUGGAGAAAGAGAUAGCCAUUGAGCCCGAUCUUGGAGACUUGCGGAAGUCGACCGACAAGGCCCUGCCGGCGCCGCCCAAGACACCGAAGAGGGUGUUGAUGAAGUACCGGUUCUCUGCGAUCCUUUCGAUCGCAUUUGCGGUAGCAAGCUUCGUCUUCACGCUGGUACUGGUACUGGCGGGGAGCAAUGAACAUAUGUUUGGUGGACAGUACAUCGUGGCAGUACGUAUACCGACCUCGGUGAAAUGA
Molecule: messenger RNA, 2238 nt
Organism: Alternaria metachromatica
Lineage: Eukaryota; Fungi; Ascomycota; Dothideomycetes; Pleosporales; Pleosporaceae
Exons: 5
Coding region: 1-2238 (745 amino acids)
Biological process (GO): DNA-templated transcription
Cellular component (GO): nucleus
Molecular function (GO): DNA binding; zinc ion binding
Source: RefSeq, a predicted model, not a curated record